CGAUUUUCAAGAAGAUCAUCCUGACAACCCUGAAAUAAGAUUAGCUCUUGGUCCGUGUUGUUCGGGAACAAAGCUGGCACUACGGGGUUCUUCAAGAACGAGAUAGUGUUUUGAUGUGUUUUGCAAUAUGUGGCACUCUUUGGAUGUUUGAAAUCAUGUGGCCCCGCAGCUAACAGCCAACAUGUCUUGCAAAGUCAAAUUACGCCUCCGCGAUAUAUGUUAUAGCAACUGCAACUGAUGUUGAAAAUCAAGUUCCACUACAUACCUCCCUGGAACAAGUACAUCAACACAGGUGUGUUCUUCUGAAGUCACUGUUGAAACCAUUUGGCACCUGUCGUCCAGAAGAGAAGACUGUAUGAAUAGAUGUGAUGCUUGUACUCUAUGUUGGAUCUGACUGCUCUCUUUGCCAGGCGAGAUGAGAUGACUCUCAGUGAAGCGAACGUGGAUUAUGGCGGCUUUCUAAGUGCUGUAGUUGUACAACAAGACAAGGGAGAUCACCAACACGUACUUGGAAAGCAGUGAGUGCUCUUUCGUGCACCUGGCGUGGCAAUGCCGGCGGACCCUGCCAGCUCAGGCUCGAGCCAGAAGCGGCAGGAGCUGGUGACUCCAGCGGACGAGGUCGAAACGAAGUUCCCGUCUGCCUUUGGGCACAAUGAGAGCCCGACUCAACAGAGUAAGUACGACUUGCAAGAUCCACAACAGCUCAUCCAAUUUCUUCUGGAUGCAAACAUCGCUCUGGUGCGACUGGAAUACUUACAGGAGCUUGUUGCUGCAGGCCGAAAGUUCCUUCGUAGGCAGGAAGCGGAAGGUGAAUUUACAGCAGCUGGCCUUCCAGCACUUGUUCAAGCGUCAGAGCUGCAGAAGUUGGAGAUUGAUCCCCUUGGCAAUAUGAGUCUCUUUGUGAAGGAUCCCUCACCACGCAGGGUGACUGUGGUGAUUGAGUCCAUCUCUCACGCUUGGGAGAGCAUGGAGCAUCCAGAUCCGCAUGGGUUUCAACUGGACCAGAUCAUCCAGAGGUGUCCCACCAUCACGUCUACUCGGUCCGUAUGGCUGUUCUACGAUUUCAUGUCCCUGUAUCAGUACGGUGGCCGAACACCACCACAGGA
Durusdinium trenchii is the source of this 1106-nucleotide messenger RNA. The record is from the annotation of a GenBank genome assembly. Lineage: Eukaryota; Dinophyceae; Suessiales; Symbiodiniaceae.